AUGCUUGCACCUCUCACCUUCAUGUACUUGUUGAAGACACUCUGGAUCUCCUCAUUGAUGCUCGGCUGGUCGUCGCACGGAGAAAACGGCACCCCCAGGGCCGCACAGCCGCCGCGUUCUCUUGCCCGCGGGCCCGGAGCCCGGGAGCCCGAGAGCCCGAGGCCCUGCCCGGCCCGAGCCCCGGCCUCGCCCGGGCGCCCUCACCGUGAGAACCGGCUGCCCCGCCGCGCCCGCGUCGCCCAACUCCAGGCCGCCUCGUUCUGCCACGCCGGGGCCCCGCGGCUGCUCGGUGUCGCCAGUCGCCCCCAUGGCGCCCCCGGCCCACAACAACCUCAGCUCGACUCAGCCACCGGAAAGCGGCGCCGUGACGUCACGGGAGCGUCCCGGCCACCCGGCCGGAAGCGCGACGCGGGUGCGCCGAGCAGUUGCUAUGGGAACCGAACUGCCGCCUGGGAGCCGCGUCUAGGUGGAUUUCCGGAUCUCGGGCGUGCGGACGAGGUUGGGGCUUCCAAACCCCUGGAAGACGACGGCUGGGGACCGAGUGGAGUAGCUCUCAACCUCAACAUCAGCAGGAUGCUAAGCUCCCUCUUCCUCACGAAGGCACUCCUUGUUCUCCUUGCUCUCGGCUCCCUGGCAUCCUGGGUAACUGCAGGAGAGCACGAAUUAAGUGCUGGAUGUCCUGCUGACCCUCUUCCAUGUGAGGAGCUGUGUGAUGGGGACACAUCUUGCCCCCAGGGACACAAAUGCUGCAGCACGGGCUGUGGCCAUGCCUGCCGAGGAGACAUUCAGGGAGGGCGGGAUGGCCAUUGUCCCAGGAUUCUGGUGGGCCUGUGUAUUGUCAACUGCAUGGUGGAUGAGAACUGUCAACCGGGGGAGAAGUGCUGUAAGUCAGGCUGUGGCCGAUUCUGCAUCCCCCCUCUCCAGCCAUUCAAACAGCCCACAGACUCCAGCUGGACCAGUGAGUCCAAUUCUGAAUUGGAGGCUCAAGUACCCUAGCUGUUCUGGCUUGUCUAGAACUCCUGGAAUCUUCUGGAAGCCAAGAAGGGGUGAUAUCCUGGGGCUUGUGACACUCCCACUGAUAUCAGGGCAUCUCUUUGCUUCUACUGCUGUCUGGAGAACACGGAGCAGCCCUGGGGACAGAUGUUUCUCUUUCCCAAUAAAAUGCUGGCUUG
Molecule: messenger RNA, 1172 nt
Organism: Phodopus roborovskii (desert hamster)
Lineage: Eukaryota; Metazoa; Chordata; Mammalia; Rodentia; Cricetidae
Gene: Wfdc3
Product: WAP four-disulfide core domain 3
Exons: 6
Coding region: 1-996 (331 amino acids)
Biological process (GO): antibacterial humoral response; innate immune response
Cellular component (GO): extracellular region
Molecular function (GO): peptidase inhibitor activity
Source: RefSeq, a predicted model, not a curated record